AUGACAACUGAAAGCAGCGCACCAUCAGUCAACACUUCUCCAACUGGGUCUAGUACAUCUCCAGACAUCAGUACCAUGAUGACUACUGAAAGCAGCACAACAUCAGUAAACACGUCUCCAACAUUUUCUAGUUCAUCCCCAGAUAUCAGUAUCAUAACGACCACUGAAAGCAGCACACCAUCAGUCAACGCGACUGCAAAAUUGUCUAACAUCAGUACCAUGACGACCACAGAAAGCAGCACACCAUCAGUCAACACGUCUCCAACAUUGUCCAGUAUAUCUCCAUACAUCAAAACCAUGAUGACUGCUGAAAGCAGCACUCCAUCAGUCAACACAUCUCCAACUGUGUCUAACAUCAGUACCAUGAUUACUACUGAAAGCAGCACAUUAUCAGUCAUCACGUCUCCAACUGUGUCUAGUUCAUCACCAUACAUCAAUACCAUGAGGACUGCUAAAAGCAGGACUCCAUCAGUCAACACAUCUCCAACAUUGUCUAGUACAUCUCCAUACAUCAGUGCCAAGAUAACUUCUGAAAGAAGCACACCAUCAGUCAACACGUCUCCAACUGUGUCUAGUACAUCUACAUACAUCAAUACCAUGAUGACCACUGAAAGCAGCACACCAUCAGUCAACACGUCUCCAAUAUUGUCUAACAUCGGUACCAUGAUGACUUCUGAAAGUAGCUCACCAUCAGUCAACACGUCUCAAACAUUGUCUAGUUCAUCUCCAGGCAUCAGUACCAUGAUGACUACUGAAAGCAACACACUAUCAGUCAACACGUCCCCAACAUUUUCUAGUACAUCCCCAGAUAUCAGUACCAUGACGACCACUGAAAGCAGCACACCAUCAGUCAACGCGACUGCAAAAUUGUUUAGUACAUCUCCAGACAUCAGUACCAUGAUGACUACUGAAAGCAGCACUCCAUCAGUCAACACAUCUCCAACUGUGUCUAGUACAUCUCCGGAUAUCAGUACCAUGUUGACUUCUGAAAACAGCACACCACCAGUCAACACGUCUCCAACUGUGUCUAGUACAUCUCAUAAAAUCAGUACCAUGAUGACUACAGAAAGCAGCACACCAUCAGUCAACACGUCUCAAACAAUGUCUAGUACAUGCAUCUCCAGACAUCAUACAUUUCCAGAAAUCAGUACCAUGACGACCACUGAAAGCAGCACACCAUCAGUCAACACGUCUCCAACAUUGUCCAGUACAUCUCAAGUCAUCAGUACCAUGAUGGCUAUUGAAAGCAGCUCACCAUCAGUCAGCACGUCUCCAACUGUGUCUAGUACAUCUCCAGACAUCAGUACUAUGAUUACUACUGAAAGCAGCACAUCAUCAGUCAUCACGUCUCCAACUGUGUCUAGUACAUCACCAUACAUCAAUACCAUGUUGACUGCUGAAAGCAGCACUCCAUCAGUCAACACAUCUCCAACAUUGUCUAGUACAUCUCCAUACAUCAACAUCAAUACCAUGACAACCACUGAAAACAGCACACCAUCAGUUAACACAUCUCCAACUGUGUCUAGUGUAUCUCCAGACAUCAGUACCAUGACGACCAACGAAAACAGCACACCAUCAGUUAACACGUCUCCAACUGUGUCUAACAUCAGUACCAUGACGACCACUGAAAGCAGCACACAAUCAGUCAACUCGUCUCCGACAUGGUUUAGUACAUCCCGUGACAUCAGUACCAUAAUGACUAUUGAAAGCAGCUCACCAUCAGUCAACAAGUAUACAACUGUGUCUAGUACAUCUCAAGACAUCAUUACCAUGAUAACUACUGAAAGCAGCACUCCAUCAGUCAACACAUCUACAACAUUGUCUAGUACAUCUCCAGACAUCAGUACUAUGAUGACUACUGAAAGCAGCACACCAUCAAUCAAUACGUCUCCAAAAUUGACUAGUACAUCUCCAGACAUCAGUACCAUGACGACCACUGAAAACAGCACACCAUCAUUCAACAUGUCUCCAACAUUGUCUAUACAUCUCCAGAUAUCAGUACCAUGA
This is a messenger RNA of Dreissena polymorpha, 2007 nucleotides long. RefSeq lists its product as uncharacterized. NCBI's taxonomy places the organism in Eukaryota, Metazoa, Mollusca, Bivalvia, Myida, Dreissenidae. The record is from RefSeq and is a predicted model, not a curated record. The transcript has 9 exons. The coding region runs from base 1 to 2007 and encodes 668 amino acids.